AUGCUCAACAUUGUCGUGUCGACGUCGGCCAGCGAGUCGCCGGAGAACCCGAUGGACCUCAUCGCGCAGUUGAGCCUGCUCGCUAACUUGAAGAGCCAGCUUGACGCCCAAUCCCUGACCCUGCCUGGCCUCGGCGAUCUUCAAGAAACCAUGCAGAACGCGGCCUCGAAUAUCCUACAGCAGUUUGGCCUCUCCUCCCAACUGCCGCCGAUCCCGACCACCUUGGCGUCGAUUGAGCAGCUACUGGGCGGACAGCCACCUGUUCCGGUGACGCUAGCCCCCACGGUCCCGUCCACCUCUCAACCUCCGCCACCUCAACCUGCCGCUCCGCUGGCUGCGCCUCUUUCGGCUGCGACUCCCGUGUCCGCUUCCGCGGAUGAGGGUACCAAGAAUAAGCGGAAACGGACGACCUUCACUAACGCGCAGCAGGUCAAGCUCGAGAUGGAGUACAACCAAGACCAAUACAUGCCGAGGUCGAGGAGAUUGGCCGUUGCGGAUUCUUUGCGACUUACGGAAAGUCAGGUGAAAACUUGGUUCCAAAAUCGACGUGCAAAAGACAAGAAGACCAGUCGUGUCAAUGAAUCCGCGGCAGCAGCCGGAGUGCAACACUCACGAUCCAGCGACAUUCCCUCCCCACCCAGGCUGAAGCCGUCCCCUCCAACAUCUGCCAACCUCCCAAUGCCAAUCGUCCUUCCCCCAUCAUCUGUCUCAACCCCGACAUCACUGUCCCAUACCCCACUCCCGCUGCCGCCACUACCGUCAUUCCCCGUAUCACGCCAAAACGACUUCCUUCCCCAAAUCCCGGACCUGACGGCUUUCCCGUAUAAUCAUCUGAAUGGGCUGCAUCCGAUCAAUCUGGGACAGAUCCAGGUCGGGCUAUGCGACUUUGGCAGUUUGACGGCCGGCACGCCGAAGACGAAUGAGCCGAACUUCCCGAGCGACCUCUACCGAGCCUUCGGCUAUCAAGAUACCCGAACGACGCCACUUCAGAAUUUCGGAUUUGGGAGUCUCGAGCCACUGCUGCUCCCUGGAGGCCUCGAACCGUUGAAGCCUCCCCAGUUGCUCAGCUCACAAUUAUCGUACUCGUCGACCCCGUCGGCAACUGCCGUCACCCCUCCCAUGCACCAGGGAAAU
Messenger RNA from Mesorhabditis spiculigera, 1134 nucleotides. The record is from the annotation of a GenBank genome assembly. NCBI's taxonomy places the organism in Eukaryota, Metazoa, Nematoda, Chromadorea, Rhabditida, Rhabditidae.